AUGAAUACAUUGAACUAUCUGGCCGAGCGGAACGAGUUCAGCAUCUACAAAAUCGAGCGUACGCUACCACUCACAGAUGACGAAAUAUGCAACGACUUCGAAACGAUGCUCAAGAGGAUCUCGGAAGAUGGCAAGAAGGCCAAACUAGCACUCUUCGACACAAUCACCUCUUUGCCUGCUGUCCGCAUGCCCUUCGAACGCCUGGCUCAGCUCUGUCGCGACCACGGCAUUCUCUCAUGCAUCGAUGGCGCCCGUUGCGUUGGUCAAUUACCUCUUAAUCUCUCUUACCUCAACCCAGACUUCUUCGUCAGCAACUGCCACAAAUGGCUCUAUACACCCCGUGCAUGCGCAGUGCUCUACAUACCACUCCAAAACCGACAAUUGAUACGGUCAACCCUACCCACAGGCUUCAACUUCCUGACUAAGGAACGAGCCACCCAGACCAAUAGUUUCGUGGCUAAUCUUGCAGCUGUGGCUACCUAUGAUGACACGCCAUAUCUGUGCAUUCCCGCAGCUUUGGCAUGGCGCAAGCGUAUCGUGUAUGGCAACAAGAUGGGCGAAGGAGCAAUCAUCAACUACAACAAAGAUCUCGCGAGACAAGGUGGUCAGCUGAUGGCAAACUUGCUAGGCACAGAAGUGUUGGAAAACAAAGAACUCACUCUAGGAGAUUGUGCCAUGACAAAUGUACGCUUACCCAUCAGUGGCGAGAAGUGCUCAAAUGCACUCGCAGAUUCGUUGAACAGGGUGAUGAACAUGGAUCACAAUAUCGCUGUCAAUGCNUACAAAAACGCUUUGUGGGUGCGAAUGAGCGCGCAGAUUUAUCUCCGCCUGGAGCAUUUCGAAGCUGCUGCAAGAGCGUUAGAGGAUGUGAUCUUAGGAUAUACUGAUGUUUGGAGCAUAUAUGAUGAUGUGAUAACAACAGAAUGGAAUGAGUUACAAUUAUCUGUGCCCUCGUGCAGCGGGAAGUGCGAGCAGCGGGAACCUUCUAAAGGUUUAAUGAGAUUUGGUACGUGA
Aureobasidium vineae is the source of this 1014-nucleotide messenger RNA. NCBI's taxonomy places the organism in Eukaryota, Fungi, Ascomycota, Dothideomycetes, Dothideales, Saccotheciaceae. The record is from the annotation of a GenBank genome assembly.